Molecule: messenger RNA, 909 nt
Organism: Linum trigynum
Lineage: Eukaryota; Viridiplantae; Streptophyta; Magnoliopsida; Malpighiales; Linaceae
Source: the annotation of a GenBank genome assembly
AUGCUGGUUUCCAAAAGAAGCCGCCGUAACUCCAGGCAUCUCAACAAGAAAGGAAAGCCAGAGCUGGUUUCGGGGAACGGGCCUCAAGGGCCGAUUAGUAAAAACGGGAAAGGAGGGAUUAAAGCUUCAGAGAAGGAGAAAGAGGAUUUCGGGACGGGAUCUAAGGCGUCGAAGCAGACGAGGGAUCAGGCAGCACCAAUUCAGGAAAGGAGAGGAAAUCAUAAUCGGAAAGGGGAGGUGGAGGCGUCUCCUGCGGCCAGAGUUGGUAACAAGGGGAAGGAAGUCGACACAGACCUAAACGACGAGGGCAAAGGAAUUUUGGGCUCGGGCCCAUCUAAGUCUCCUAACAGGGGUACUGUUUUUAGGCCCAAUUCCGAGGCCUGCCACCCCUCUAAGUCUGGGCAAUCUGAUAGUGAGGUAAAGCUGGCAGCGAGCAGGCCAGAUGAGCAGGCUUCUUCUCCGUCCGUGGGCCUGGUUUCCUUAGCGGGCCAAGCCUCAACCUCCUCUGCAGCUCACCUGGUCAAGUCUUUCGUUGGGCCGAAUGGAACUAGAAUGCAGAUAGUGGCUGUGCCGUCAUCUCCAAACCGAACCAGACAAGCGGAAGUAAAGUCUCCAUCGGCGGGUGAACGAACAAAAACCAAGAAAGGUGCUCGACGGCAAUCCAAGAAAGGAUCACCAGUGAAGUUCCAGUCCUCCAAGGCUCUGCAAAUUUGGUCGCCGGUGAAGGACAGGAAGAGCAAAUCCAAGGCUCGGCUGGCGACACUCACUUUGGAGGAUAUCAACGCCUGGACCUGUGCCGCGGCGGAGAAGGCUGAUUGGAGACCAGAACAUGACAGGAGCGAGACUAGGCGUUCCGAACAGUGGGCUCCGGCCGGGGACUGGGGUGAUUCGGCCGCUCUCCAAGAUUAA